Eimeria acervulina is the source of this 3213-nucleotide messenger RNA. RefSeq lists its product as hypothetical. NCBI's taxonomy places the organism in Eukaryota, Apicomplexa, Conoidasida, Eucoccidiorida, Eimeriidae. The transcript has 2 exons. The record is from RefSeq and is a predicted model, not a curated record. Bases 1 to 3213 code for a protein of 1070 amino acids.
AUGGGUUGCCUCAAGUGCUGCAAAGGGGGGGCCUCUAAGGGGAAGUCGCCCUCAGAGGCUUCUGUUGAAGCCCCACAGCAGCAGGAGCAGCAGCAGGAGCAGCAGCUGAAGCAGCAGCAGCUGCAUCAAGAAGAUGGCUACGCAGGCAACCCUCAACAAGCAGCAGCAGCAGCAGCAGCAGCAGAUGGGUCUAUGCCCGUCGAGGGCUUUGAUUUACAUGAAGCAGCAGCAAAGAAUGGUGCUGCAGCAAAUGCUGCGCCUGCUAUGGAUGUUGCGGAGGAGCAGCAGCAGCUGAAGCAGCAACUGCAGCAAGAGCUGCCGCAAUUGCAGCAGCAGAAACAGCAGCAGCAACAGCAGCAGCAACAGCAGCAGCAACAGCAGCAGCAGCAGCAGCAGCAGCAGCAGCAGCAGCAGCAGCAGCAGGGACCUGCAGCAGCAGCAGCAGAUGAUGACGCUGAGUUUGCUUCUGCAGUAGAGGGCCCCUCCCCCCCUCAAAAUGCAUCAUCUCCAGUUGCUGCUGGCGAGCAGCGGACGCGGCAAUUGCUGCAGCAGCGAGUGCAGCAACAGCAGCAGCAGCAGCAGCAGGAUGCAGCAGGUGUCCCAGCAGAAGGUGAUGCGAGCAACACUGCAGCAAAAGCUGCAGGAGAGUCAGUCCCUUCAGCAUCAGCAGCAGCACCAGAAACAGCAGCAGCACCACCACCCUCAUCAUCAUCAUCAGCAGCAGCAGCAGCAGCACCAGCAGCAACAAAUGAAGGUUUCUCAUCAACAUUAACAAGAAUUGUGCAGCAAACUUUUGACGACCCCGCCGGUAUAUGGACCCGCAUCAUCACCUGCCUAACACCAACGGGGGCCCCCAUUACCCCUCGCGAUUCAUCCCAGGGGCCCCCCCAGGGGGGCCCCCAGGGGGGCCCCCCCCAGAGGGGCCCCCAAGGGGCCCCCCAAGGGGGCCCUAGGGGGCCCCUCCCUCUUGAGAAGGUAGAUCAGGGGCCCUCUGAUGAGGUAGAAGAAGAAGAAGAAGGACAGCCUUCAGAGCCUGCUGCACAGAAAGCUGCUGCAGCUGCUGCUGCUGCUGCAGCUGCUGCUACAGCUGCAACGAAACCGCCAGAAGCUAAGGCGGUAGGAACGGAAGAACCAGCAGCAGCAGCAGCAGCAGCAGCAGCAGCAAAGCCUGAAGAAGAAGCAGCAGCAGAUGCGUCGCUAAGAAAUCCACCUGUUUCGAUGCCCUCAGGGGAAGAGGAUCUUCCUGGGUCUGCUGCUGCUGCUGCUGCUGCAGCAGCAGCUGCUGCAGCAGCAGCCAGCGAAGCCACCGCAGCAGCAAGGCAGGCGCAGCAGCAGCAACAACAAGCAGCAGCUUCGGGUUUGUUGAGUUGCGGCGACAGCACUGCAGACACUGCAAUGGCAGCAGCAGCAGCAGCAGCCGCAGCAGCAGCAGCAGGUGCGCGAGCUGCAGCAGCAGGCGCUGCGGAGGCAGCGGAGGCAUGCGGGGCCGUUGCUGCUGCCGCUCUCAACAACAACAGCAGCAGCAGCAGCUGCCCCCGUGUCCUAUCGCAGCGCAGCAGCCCCAAAGCGGUGUUUGAACAAAUAUUAAUAAGGAAGUGGAACCAGUUAAUGUUUUAUAUAGAAGAAGAAUUAUUGUUUAAAGCUUAUCAAUAUUUGCUGCUGCUGCAGCAACAGCUGGAGCAGCGGCAGCAGCAGCUAGAGCUGCAGCUGCAGCUAUAUCAGCAGCUACAGCAUCAGCGACAGCAGCAGGAGGGUCCUCUGGACGAGGAGCAGCAGCGGGAGCAGCAGGAGCAGGAUCUGCAGCAUCAGCAAGACCUUGAGCUGCUGCAGCUGAUAUCUUCAUAUCAGCAGCAGCUGCAGCAAGAGCAGCGCGUCGUUAACCUCAGAUGCCGCAUCAAUAUCGCAUACUCUAUGCUUGAGCAGUUUCGUCUUAGCCAGCUUCGUCUUAUCUUUGAAGACCCCCGUUUAUCAUUUGCAGAGUCUAUUAAUACUUUAUAUAAUAUUCAUUACCAGCAGCAGCACCAGCAGCAGCAGCAGCAGCAGCAGCAGCAGCAGCAGGGUGCGGGGGGAAACGCCACCCCACAGGGGCCCUCCGUCUCACUGCCUGUAGCAGGCUCCAGCCCUUCUUUGCAUGCAGCAGCAAGCAACAAAGAACAGCUGCAGCAGCAGCAGCAGCAGCAGGGGAGAGGGAGCCGUUUGGUAGGUGGGGUUGAGGGCAGCAGCAGCACAGCAGAAGGUGUUGCAGGAUUGAGCUCUCCUGCUGCUGCUGCUGCUGCAGCUGGUGGUGCUGCAGUGGGGUGCAGCAGCAGCAACGGCAUCGGCAGCAGCAGCAGCAGCUUCCCUGAGAGAAAGAUAAGUGCAACAAAGUUAAAGUCGGGUCUUAGAAGCAUGGGUAGGAAGAUGAGUUUAACUAAACGAGGAGGCAGCAGCAGCAGACGCGCGAGCAGCAAGAAGGGUUUAGGAGUUAAAAGCAAUUCUGAUGAAGAAGGAUGGAUGCGAGAAAAAGGAAAGUAUUUAGAUUUAUCUUAUAGAGUUGAGAGGGAUUCAUCUGUCUCUAUGAAAGUUCGAGGCAAGCUACCUUGUGCAUUGUUUAAAGUUUUAGCGAUAUUAAACGAGUCAGACUUAGCAGGGAACUGGGCACCUAUGUUUAAAUAUGCCGAGAAAGUAUAUAAUUAUACUCGAGCAUCUCAAUUAAUUCGGCAAGUAUUUGAUUAUCCUGUAUUAGGUUUAAAAGAAACAAUUAUGUUUUCAUUCGGUGUAAAUGCAUUAGAAGAAUGCGGGGCUGUUAUUAUUUUCUGCUUAUCACCCCCUGAGCAUUUAAUAGAGUUCAUGGGUAGACCUAUACCUCCUAAAGAUAAAGUUAAUCGUAUUCAGAGUGCACAUUUAAUAUUUCUUUUAUAUCCUAUAUCUGAAGGGCGACAAACAACAUUAGAAUUGCUAGGAAACUUUAAUCACGGUCUUAGAUAUGUCCCUCUAAGAUUAAUUACUUAUCUUGUUAAAAAGAUCGUCCGAAGUAUGUUUGUUUCUAUUGCUAAACAAUGCAACCAGUUUGCUACAUCCCCUUAUAAACAAAGAGUUGCUAAAAACCCGGAGUUCUACGCCUGGAUCAAAGAAUGCAUCGAAGAUUUUGUUAAUGCAGACACUGCGCAUGCAUUCAAACAAGUUGAGUCUAUUUCUUUAUGUAGCUUUAACUAUGAAGAGUUUCAGGAGUAA